AUGUCGUCUCGAUCUAUAACCAUCGUGUCCUCUGGACGGAGCACAGGGCUCCACUACACUGGUAACGGGGGGGUGAGGAUGCACGGCACUCAGCUCUCUGCACAGCCCAAACUCCUGCCGGAGGAGGACAGGGAGUCAGGCAUUGGCUCCACCCUUGACCUCUGCAGCACCUCUGAAGGCCAGAACAAACAUGGCAGCAGCAAACCUACAUUUAGGGAGACAGACAGACUCCCAAAACAGAAAGAUAGCUCUCUGCCGAUCACAGCAGUGAGUCAGAACAAGAGCAGGCAGCUCCUUACCAAUCUAUCCAAGAUCCCUCUCCUCCUCAUCCUCUUGUUCCUCUUUGUCUGCUCCUUGGACACGCUGAGCUCUGCUUUCCAGUUAGCAGGGGGUAAAGUAGCAGGGGGCAUUUUCCAGGACAAUGCAGUGCUCUCUAACCCUGUGGCAGGCCUGGUGGUGGGGAUCUUGGUUACGGUGCUGGUCCAGAGCUCAUCCACCUCCACCUCCAUUGUCGUCAGUCUGGUGGCCUCCGGAUGCUAUUAUUGGUGCAUGAUGCAAGCUGCUGAGAGGACCGAGUUCCAUCGGGCCUUCGCCGGGGCAACGAUCCACGACUGCUUCAACUGGCUGUCGGUGCUGGUUCUGCUGCCGCUGGAGGUGGCGGGUGGCCUCAUGUCCCAGCUGUCGUACCUGUUGGUCACCAGCUUCAAGCUUCAACCAGGGAAGGAAGCACCUGAGAUGCUCAAGGUCAUCACCGAGCCAGUCACCAAGUUCAUCAUACAGCUAGACAAGUGUGUGAUCACAGGGAUCGCCAUGGGGAAUGAGGACACGAGGAACAGGAGCCUAGUGAAGGAAUGGUGCCAGACUGACCUUGUUACGCCCACUGGCAAUGUGAGCACUGCACACUGCAGCCCCAGUGGCAUGCCCCGAUCAUCACUGAAGUGUCGGCAUUUAUUUGUGUCCAGCGGCCUGUCGGACCUCACGGUGGGCCUGAUUCUCCUGGCAGGCUCUCUGGCUGUCCUCUGUACCUGUCUGCUGCUGCUGGUUAAACUACUCAAGUCCCUUCUUAAAGGCCAAGUCGCAAAGGUCAUCCAUAAAGUCGUCAACACAGACCUGCCCUAUCCGUGCGGCUGGCUGUCAGGAUACAUGGCCAUGCUUGUGGGUGCAGGGGUGACAUUUGUGGUCCAGAGUAGCUCUGUCUUCACUUCAGCCAUGACUCCUCUAGUAGGUAUUGGUGUGAUCAGCCUGGAGCGGGCCUAUCCUCUCACUCUCGGGUCCAACAUCGGUACCACCGCCACAGCCCUGCUGGCAGCUCUGGCAAGUCCGGGGGAAAAGCUAGCAGCUGCAUGUAGAUUGCUCUGUCACCUCUUCUUCAAUGUCUUUGGUAUCCUGCUGUGGUAUCCUCUUCCCUUCACACGCCUGCCGAUAUUGAUGGCUCGUGUCCUUGGUGAGCGCACUGCCAAGUACCGCUGGUUUGCAGUCGUGUACCUCCUCCUUUGCUUCUUGCUCCUGCCGUCGCUGGUGCUGGGCCUCUCGAUGGCAGGGUGGCGAGUGAUGGCUGGCGUUGGGGCCCCUUUUCUGGGUGUGACUGUCUUCAUAGCCGUGGGAAAUGUGAUUUUAAAAGGGUUACAGCGGUGCAACAGCACUCCACUCUAGUCUAACUGAUCAAACAUUUCAACUGAAUUGUCAGUAUUGAGAUGGAUGGAAAUAAUCACAUUUUGUAAUUGCUUAGAAAUGAACUAAUUUUCUGAUUAUUAAUUGAUUCAUACGGCCUCCCAAAGACAGGCUAAAUAUCAUGAGCUCAGUAUGAGAUUUUCAUCCAAUUGAGCAAGCUCCAUCUGCUGAUGGAUAUCAGUUUUUUUUGUCACCUGAUGACGCGAUCGAUGAAGACAUUAAACUGAAUUAAUGAUGAACGACAUAGACGAAGCAUAUAGUGUAGCAUAAUAACUGUUUUUGCCCACUAGUGGUGCUGGAGCAAUGUUUUUGUGAGAUUGUUCCCAUUUUGUUUCUGCCAAAAAUGUAGCAAUGCGUUAGCAAAGGCAGUGAUGUUAACAUUGAUGUCAAUGACGCAGAAUGGUUUUAAUUUUAAUAUUGUUUGCUUUAACUAAAAAAAUAUAUUUUUUGUGUGCAGAAAAUGGAUUUAGAAAGACGUUUCACUGGAUCAUUUUGCAGAUUUGACAACAUUUGCAGAACAGCCGUGUUCUCCAGUCAGUAACAUGUCCAGUCUUGACUACAAAGUCUUUAUGUUAGAGUGAGUAUAAACCAAAGGAUUCAGCUGUACUGGCUGCAGAGUUCAUUCAUUUUAUGUUCUUUCUUUAUUUUUUCUCCAUGUUUGUGUGUCAAGAAGAGGCGGACAGAAAGGUUGUUGCCCCAAAGUUGAAUGAUAAUGAAUCGUAUGAUGGAGCGUAAACACACAUCAUGUUUAAUUCCCUGUAGUCAAGUGUAUUUGAGCACCUGAAUACACACAGCCACUACACAAGAUUCAAAUGAUCAUAAUAUUAGCUUCUUGAUGUUAUCUACAAAGUAGUGUGUGUGGUGUGUGUCACGACUCAAAAAACAGGACCCAAAAAACAGGACCCAAAAGCACGACUCCAAAGUUCAGGGCAAUCAAAAGGGUUUAUAAAAAACAGAAAAUCACAGCUAUGCUGGAAAAAGACGAACAAAGUACAAAACAAAAUCACAACUAUGCUUGAAAAGUAAUCCAGGACAAACUGUCUCGUUUGGCUCUCUCCGAAGGCGGUCACAUUUUUCUCUCCCUCUCCUCCCCAUGACCUUCCCUGCUUGGCUCCUAUCGUCAUGUCUUGUCUUAUACUUGAGAGACUCUCUCCGCAUCGCUCUUCGAACUAAAAACCAUGGACCGAUCAACUGGUCUCUCAACGCAAUUGACACCAUCUUCUCGACGAGAAGCUCGGGUUCGGGGGAACCUGCCUGUCCUGCCGGGACGGUUGCAGCUGGUUACACGAUGGACGCGUGGGAGAAGUGGCGUGUCGUGUGCCUAGCGGCCCUUUCCGCGGAGGACGUAGAAGACGUCUACCUAUUCAGAACUAUGAUUACAGGAUUUCUGCUGUUUGGAUUUGGCGCUGCCCUGGUUUAUCGGAAAAUUAAGGAAACGGUGACAGCUGUUAAAAGCCCCCUAAGGCUGCCCGAAUGCGCUGGGUAGAGUUGUUGGCACUCAGACUGUGGCAUUAAAUCGCCAGAAUGAUAACAUCGUGGAGAAGCUGACGGUUCUGCAAAUGAAAUUGGAUCGAUUUGAAAACCUAUUGGAAAAUGGGAGGAAAAUGGAGGGAUAGUAGUUGCGCAAAUUGAAUGCAGCUACUGGAAGACCAAACAAUCCCAAUCUUAUCUGCUUUCGGCUCCCUCAACCAGAACGGGCCUUGGCCAUUACUGGAACAACAACUCCCCUGAAGAUCGCUGAAGUGAGAAUCUCUCUCAUUCCCUUCCCCCUAUCCACAGACACCUGUGGUUGUUGUCUCCCCAGGACCUUUCAAGGCUAUCUCCAUGGCAACGACCAUCUUGCGCACUGAGAACUUUGUCUGUUGUGGCCUGGGGGAGGACGACAUACCAGGCCACUCAUACACAAACUUUCAACACACUGAUAUGCAUUCACUACCCUCACCCCCAUCCCACGCCUGCUUCGUACCCCCAGUGUGACAGGACGGGGUCUGUGACUGCCGCUGUAAUGGCUGCUGGACCGGCUGACUGCUUGUCUGUGCUGGUUACCUUCUGCCCCCCAAUGGCUGGGCUUAGAUCACCCAGUCUUUGGCUUACCCCCCCCCUCCUCCUCGUUGCAAGUCAUGUUUAAAAUGUAUGUGCUUAUGUGCUCUCUCCCCUCAUGUUAUGCUGUAAUCUUUCAUCCUUUCUUGCCAUUUCGUUGCCUCUGUACCUGUACUCUAGCAAUGGCAAUAAAUUGAAUCCAAUCCAAUCCAAUCCAAUCCAAAAGACUACAGACAAGAGACAAGACGAUCUGACACAAGACACAGAAUAAACAAAACAUUCUGUGCCAACAAAAAAAGCUGCAACUUUUGAUUGUUUAUUAUGUUUCCAAAUCUCAGCCAGAUGUGAAUUCAUACUUGUUCCUCAUACGUUCAUGCAGGUUCCACACAUACACGCUGUGAUGUCAAACUCAAAAAGAAGUGAUGGAUCACUUUCUAUGACCAUUUUUCAUGGAUAAUUAGUUUCUACUUGGUGGUUUCUAAAAAAUAACCAGAGGAACAGAACUGAAAGAGAUCCAUUAUUUGUUCAACAUGGCCGGUGGCUGUUGUUGAGUGAGCAAUGUGUGGGCCUUUAGGGAACACACGUUUACCAAAGCUGCAGAAAAUGCUUCCCUCAUAUAUCAUUCUUAGUCAUGCGGCCAAAUGAUAUCGGUUUACUUUGACUUCUUUGUCACAAAUCCAGUUGGCUCCUAAUGAAAUGUUCUAUUUAAGCAAUGCCCGUUGAGUUUUAUGUGUUUGCAUUUGUUCUUCUCAUAACUAAGUGGCUGUGCGAGAUGGAGUUUUGAGGAUGCAUUAGAAUGAGAACCUUUGUUUUCAUUCAAGAGAUCCGCAAGCCUGCACAUACUAGUGCAGGGUCAGACCGUGACGGCUGUGUGAGUGAGGCAGAAUUCAUGAAAGUAUGCUGAAGUGCCUUAAGUGGGUGAAUUUUGAGAGGUGUGUAGGCCACCGCGAGUCAGGUAGCUUGUUAAACAGUAACAGAGGAUUUCUCAGUGCAGUUCAGGUCUUCAUAAAAACAAUCAUGUUAAAUGUUGAGAAUUUAGACAGAACUCACACACAGGGACCUCAUUAUCACAAGGUCUUCCUCCACCAUCUAAUUUAAAGUGUUAACUGAUGGCAUAUUAUGACACACAUUGCUGGGUAUUUUUACCUGUGCAAUGAGCAUGCAGACAGAAAGAUGGGGAAGUUAACUCGGGACAUUAUAGAGGGUUCCAUUAUUCAACACAAAAAGGAUAUCAUAAAUGAUGGGGAAAAUAAUCCUACACUUUGUCCUCUCAUAUGAACGAUAGCUUAUUGAAGUAAUUCGAUAUACCAUUCAUGUUUGCAAGUCCAAAAGAGCGAGACAGUUCCAAGGUAGAAUCAACAAUGACCGACAUGUCUCGGGUUCAUCUUCGUGGAAGCCAAACAUGAUCGAUUCUAGAGUCCCUAGAGUUGAUGGGAUGCACAACGGCUUCGGUAAUCAUCUACCACAGCUAUUAUAUCACAGAGCUUCUGGAAGCAUAUCAAAUAUGCCGAUGAGGGCUGAAUCAGCAGCGAUCAUUCUGACAGCCUACUUGAAGGCUCAGAGUUCUCCGCUCCAUUCAGCUGGAUGAUGCCAUGACUUGUUGUACCGGAUCAUGGUCGCUUACUUGGGAACUUUUAAUCUAAAUAAAGUGUUACAAGAUGUCCGUGCUUAAAGUACUUUUGAUUUCUCACAUGGUAAAGGAAACAAUAAUUUCUACCACAAUAAACAUUAUUCCUGACGUUUAAAAGGUUUCAUCACUAAAAUGGUUUAAAAAAGCAUUUAAAUAUUUUGAAAAAGUCUCCAUUAUUAUCUGUGCUGAACUCACAUAAUUACCUCUCGAGCAGCACAGCACAUUUAUAUUGAAUGCAACUGAAAUAGAGGAGAGAGAAAGAAAGAGAAACUAAAGGAGGUUUUUAAGGAAAAACAAGCUCCCUCCUUGCAGGUUAAAAGUGGGUGAUUGAUUUGAAAUAUGUGUGUUAAUAUACUCUCUGUUUUUCUGCAAUUAAUGUGUAUUGACUGGUAGUUAAGGUUGUUUACCAGCAUUGUCAGUGCUACUGAACACCAUGUUAGUGCAGUCAUACUUCACUUCAGCUAUGAGCCUCCAUGUGUAAUUAAUUCUUGUUUGAACAUGAAGUUGAAUACCAUUAUUAUCCUUAUGUUCAGCACUUUGUGAUUUUAAAUAUGCAGAAUUGUGUUAAUGAGAAAAAAUUUCCAAAUGUUUUCAUGAAUAGGUUUGGCUCUAUUCACAAAAAAAGUAGCUUGUACAAUACUGUGGACUGCGGAUAAUAAUAAUAAUAUAAAUAAUAAUGCAGAGUGCAUUAAUACAUACCUUUAAUUCCAAUAUUUGUUCUGUCAGACUCUGACCAGUUGUGUACAAAAUUGUGAACAACCAGAGUGAAAAACAAGAUAUGUUUGACUAUUUGCAUAACAGGAAACAAAAAAUACCAAUGCUUUUAAAGUUAAUAAUAAAAAUAAUAACCUUCAAUCUUAUAUAGCGCUUCUCUAAG
This is a messenger RNA of Pseudoliparis swirei, 6218 nucleotides long. RefSeq names its product solute carrier family 34 member 1b (gene slc34a1b). Lineage: Eukaryota; Metazoa; Chordata; Actinopteri; Perciformes; Liparidae. The record is from RefSeq and is a predicted model, not a curated record. Gene Ontology annotation, molecular function: sodium:phosphate symporter activity. Gene Ontology annotation, biological process: intracellular phosphate ion homeostasis; sodium-dependent phosphate transport. Gene Ontology annotation, cellular component: brush border; vesicle; apical plasma membrane.